CCAAACACACCCAACCCUUUCUUUCUCUUUCUCCUUUCCUAUCUUGGUAGUUCCAAUCGAUUCGUGGACAUCUCCGAUCAUUCUCCUAUUUUCUCAAAUGGUCCACCGCUGCCAUGAUGCUUUCCAUUUUUCAUGGGUCGCUGGACAGCAGGAUAUUUGAGGAAGAAGAUUGUGCAAGAGCUAGAGCAAAGACAAAGCAAUCAUCAAUUGAAACAGUAGAGAGAGAAUCAUCAAAUUUGUAAAAAUUCUAACAAAAAUUUACAAAAAUUCAUUAUCUUCUUCCUUUUUCUUUUUUUUUUCUCUCUCUAUCUGGGUUCUCCGAGAACCGAAACUGGGGUUCUCGGAGAACUCCUAGAGAACCCAGGAGAAAAAAAAAAUCUAGAGAACCCAGAUCUAGAUGUAGAGGUAGCUCAUUUGUUCUUUAUUCUUAUUAUAAGGAUUUUGUGACAGUAACAAUAAAAGGCUCAAAUUUGGAAUUGGAAAGAAUCUUGACGAUUUUCACAACCAUUGAUUUCUCAAGCAAUCGAUUCUAUGGGGAAAUUCUUGAAGAGAUUACCGUUGACAAAGAAAUGCCACAACCAGGAAGAACUAGGAGCACCUCCAUCAAAAUUUGAUGAAGAAGAUGACUCUGCAGCACUCUUUAAUUGGAAGUUUGCAGAUGGAGAACUCAAAAAAGCAGAGUGGGGGAAAGGAGAUGUGACGUUGAGACUAAAAGACAUCCCUGUGGUGUGUGAGUUUCCGGAUGUAUUUCUGGAGGAUCUCCGAGGUUUACCUCCAGAUAGGGAGAUUGAAUUUGCUAUUGAUCUUGUUCUUGACACCAGACCUAUUUCCAAAGCCCCAUACCGUAUGGCUUCUGCGGAGUUAAAGGACUUAAAGGUCCAGCUGGAUGAACUCCUUGAGAAAGGAAUUGAUGACUUGUUUGAUCAGCUUAAGGGUGUCCAAGUGUUUUCUAAGAUUGAUCUCCGGUCUGGCUACCAUCAGUUAAAGAUUAAACCUGAUGAUGUGCGGAAGACUGCCUUCCACACUCGCUAUGGUCACUAUGAAUUUCUGGUUAUGCCUUUUGGCUUAACAAAUGCCCCUGCAAGAUUUAUGGAUUUGAUGAAUCAGAAAGAUAAGGUUAUUGCAUAUGCUUCACAGCAGUUAAAGCCUUAUGAAGAAAAUUACCCUACCCAUGAUCUAGAGUUAGCAGCUGUGAUAUUUGCACUUAAGAACUGGAGGCAUUAUCUAUACGAUGAGACUUGUGAAAUUUUCAUCGAUUACAAGAGUCUCAAGUAUAUUUUCACUCAAAAGGAGCUUAACAUGAGGCAGAGGCGAUGGCUUGAACUUUUGAAAGAUUAUGACUUAACCAUUAGCUACCAUCCAGGCAAAGCCAACAAAGUAGCAGAUGCGUUGAGUAGGAAGUCCUCUAGCACUGCCUCUAGCAUCCUUGCCACCCAGAAAGAGAUUCUUGAGGACCUUGUGAAACUAGAUGUGGAGUUGAGAGUGGACAGUACUACAGCUUAUCUAGCUGCUCUCAAUGCACAACCGGCAUUAAUUGAUAGAAUUAAAGUUGCCCAACAAAAAGAUCCUUUCUUACAAAGGUUGAAGAAAAAAGUAAAGACGGAGGAAGCCCACAUGCAAGAAUUCAGAGUUUUUGACGAUGAGACUUUGUGGUUUGGUGACAAGCUGUGUGUACCAAGAGAUCAUGCUUUAAGGCGUGAGAUUAUGGGAGAUGCCCAUAAUACUAGUUACACAGUUCACCCAGUUACUAGUCCAGCAUCCGUAUGGCACUAUUUGAGGCUUUCUAUGGUCGAAGGUGUAGAUCACCUGUUUGCUGGGCAGAGGAAUGCCUUCAUGCUGCAUAGAGCAGGCAGAAAAGCUAUGCGGAUAGAAGCAGACGAUACCUUGAGUUUGAAGUCGGUGACCAUGGUUGGCAAGGUAGCUUACCGAUUGGAGUUGCCUGGAAAUUUAACGAGUGUUCAUGAUGUGCUCCGUGUGUCUUUACUUCGGAAAUAUAUUCCUGACCCGAGCCAUAUCAUUGAUCCGGAACCCAUUCAGCUUCAAGAAGAUCUCACUUAUGAUGAGCACCCGAUCCGUAUUUUAGAUUUCAAGGAGAGGGUAAUGCAGAGAAGGACUAUUCGUUUUGUUAAGGUCCUCUAGGAUAACCAUUCGGUUGAAGAAGCUACUUGGGAGUUGGAAUCCAAGAUGAGGCAGGAACAUCCGCACCUCUUCCAAGAUUGAGCCGCGCGAUUCUGCUCUUCUUCUUCUCCCUUGCAGCCGAACAAAAGGCCAAGCCACCGACACACCCACCCUCUUGAGAAAUGGUAAAAAAGCUUGAUUUUUUUCCUUCUUUUCUUGUUCAAGAACAAGAUUUAGAACCUUGAAAUCACCCCCUUGUAGAAAAAUUUCCAAAUCUGCUCUGCUCUUUCCUCUCCGUCCGUUGCUCUAUUGUGUGGGUGUGAUUUUUUUUCAGGUUUUUGAUCCCCUAAAUUCUCCUUCCAUUCCCGUCGGCUCCCUCAACCCGCCAGCUCCGGUUUGCUUGCUGGAUUUUCUGGAAGUGAGACCCGAGGCACGGUUAACCAAGCGGAGUGACGAGCUAGAAGGGUUUGGAAGAUGGGACUGAACCAUUUGGUGCAUUAAGUAAAAAAAAAAAAUAGUUUGAAUCUUU
Rubroshorea leprosula is the source of this 2647-nucleotide messenger RNA. Lineage: Eukaryota; Viridiplantae; Streptophyta; Magnoliopsida; Malvales; Dipterocarpaceae. The record is from the annotation of a GenBank genome assembly.